This is a messenger RNA of Entelurus aequoreus (snake pipefish), 2969 nucleotides long. RefSeq names its product zinc finger protein 239-like. The coding region runs from base 197 to 1291 and encodes 364 amino acids. NCBI's taxonomy places the organism in Eukaryota, Metazoa, Chordata, Actinopteri, Syngnathiformes, Syngnathidae. The transcript has 2 exons. Gene Ontology annotation, biological process: regulation of transcription by RNA polymerase II. Gene Ontology annotation, molecular function: DNA-binding transcription factor activity; RNA polymerase II cis-regulatory region sequence-specific DNA binding. The record is from RefSeq and is a predicted model, not a curated record.
AUUUACUUGAAGCCAAGCAAAAAGACGAAGACCGCAUGCUAUGGUUGUUCGGAGAUUCUUCGAAUUCACGAUCUUAAAGUCAUAUGAUUCACAGCAAAUAUAGCAACAAAUAUCUCAAUUGGUAUUUUCCAAAGCCACGAAACGUGCAUUGAGUUUGGAGCGAUAUCUGAAGUGAAGAUUGAAGACGUGAUAGAAGAUGGACGACUACUGCUAUGCUAAGAUGGCGACGUCCGCUAAAAGAGAACAUGAAAGAGAAUCAGCGCCACCAACUUCCAGCAAAUCACCAACGGAGAUAAAGACGAAAGAUGAAGACGUUCAGCAGCUGAUCGGUAAUCCAGAAGAAGUUUCCUCUCAGUUAGGGGGGAGCUCCACUUUGAAGCAGGAGACUCCACAACCACCCUGCAUUAAAAAGGAAGAGGAGGAACUCUGCAUCACUCAGGAGGGAGAGUGUCUUCUAGGACGAGAGGAAGCUGAUUACACCAAGUUUCCACUGAGUAUUCUCUCUGUGAAGACUGAAGAUGAUGAAGAGAAACCACAAUUAGACAACCUCUUAGCUCCACUAUCAGAUAGUGAGGCUGAAGACGAGGUUGAAGAACCUUUGAGCAGCGAUAAAGACUGUGAAGGUGAUAUGAGGACUCACACUGACAACAAACACUCUGAAUGCUCUACAAAGAAGAGAGGUAAAACAUGUUUGAGCUUCUCAGUUUGUGCUGAAAGUUUUACUAAAAAGAGCCGUUUGACUCAACACAUGAGAACACACACAGGACAAAAAACAUUUAAGUGUUCAGUUUGUGGCAAAAGCUUUUCUCGAAAUUAUGGUUUGACUGAACACAUGAGAACACACACAGGUGAAAAACCAUUUAAUUGUUCAGUUUGUGGCAUAGGUUUUUCUCGAAAUAGCGAUUUGACUCAACACAUGAAAACACACACAGGAGAAAAACCAUUUAAGUGUUCAGUUUGUGGCAACAGCUUUUCUCAAAAUAGCAAUUUGACUCAACACAUGAGAACACACACAGGUGAAAAACCCUAUAGUUGUUCAGUUUGUGGCAACAGUUUUUCUCAAAAUAGCCAUUUGACUCAACACAUGAGAAUACACACAGGAGAAAGACCAUUUAAUUGUUCAGUUUGUGGCAAAAGCUUUUCUCAAAAUAGCUGUUUGACUCAACACAUGAGAACACACACUGCUGAAAAACCAUUUAAUUGUUCAGUUUGUGGCAAAAGCUUUUCUGUUAAGUGCAGUUUAAUUAAACACAUGAAAACACACAGAGAUGAAAAACGAUAUAAGUGUUAAGUUUGUGGCAAAGAAUUUCUGUUAAGAGAAUAUUGACUUGACACAUGAGAACACACUGGACUAAGACCAUUUAAUUGUUCAGUUUGUGGUAAAAACUUUCAACAAACAGCUCUUUGUGUCGACACAUGAGAACACACAGGUGAAAAACCAUUUAGUUGUUCAGUGUGCUGUAAAAGGUUCCCUCUUAAAGCAGAUGCAGUAAAACACACAAGAACACACAAGAGAAAAUAACCAAUUAGCUGUUUAGUUUGUGGUAUGUUGCUCAUAUGUGGUGACAUCCACCCUACCCAGGACCUCCUCACUGCUUCUUUCACAAAUAUCUGAGGUAUUCAUACAAACUUGGAUUAUUUGGAGAAUAAUCGUAUCUACUCAUGACCCCAUGUCUUCUCUGUAUCCGAAACCUUCCUGAACAGUAAGAUAGAUGAUGCUUCAAGUGCUUGGUUACUCCUUCUUCAGUCCAGGGACCUGGGGCCUCAUGUGUCAAGUUUGUGCACGCUCAAAAACCUGCACUACACCCUUUUUCACUGCAAAGUUGAGAUGUAUCAAAACUGACGUUGUGAUCCUGGGUAACUGUUUGCAUAACCAAGUGCCAACUUUUACUCCUCAGACUGAUUGAUGUGCAAAUCAGAGACAUAUGAACAAUUAACCCCCAACACCCACAAUCCAACCCCCACCUCCCUCGACAUUUGGGCAUAACAGGUUCAAUCUGGCCCGUGAGAUGAGUUUGCAAAGUGUAAAAUUCAGCUGCAUUUUUAAUGAAAGAAACUGCUGUUCUAAAUGUGUCCACUGGAUGUCGCAAUAGCAAUUAUGUUAGGCAAGCAAAUAGCAUAGCAAGUAUACCAAGCAAGAGGUAGACGGUAAAGCGGGGCUGUGACUCCUCCCCCUCCACCCAACGUAAAACAGGAGUAAAAUAAGCACUCAGUAACCCCACUCAAAAUGCAGCAUGAGACACUGCACACUGAUAUAGUUCUGUGAAAAUGAUUGUCUUCUGUGCAAAUGUAAAGAAAGUGAACAGUGUGUGAUUUACUGCAAUACUGUCAGUCUUUUAAUACCUGGGAUUUAUAUAGCGCUUUUCUAAGUACCCAAAGUUGCUUUUACAUGUAGAACCCAUCAUUCAUUCACACCUGGUGGUGGUAAGCUACUUUCAUAGCCACAGCUGCCCUGGGGUAGACUGACGGAAGCGUGGCUACAAAUUGCGCCAACGGCCCCUCCGACCACCACCUAUCAUUCAUCAUUCAAUUCACCGGUGUGAGUGGCACCUGGGGCAAGGGUGAAGUGUCCUGCCCAAGGACACAACGGCAGCGAUUUUUUGGAUGGUAAGAGGCAGGGAGCGAACUUGCAACCCUCAGGUUUCUGGCACGGUUGCUCUACCCACUACACCAUGCCGCCCCAUGCUUUUAACUUUUUAUUUGUGCUUUGUUGAAAUUGUUCACACAUUGCACAGCCUUUAUUUUUCUAUCAAUACACAUUAUGUCUAGAAGACAGGAAGUAACUCAACACUCUUGAAUAGUUUCUACCUCAGUUUGUAUGGUUUGUUGAGUUAGCACAGGAUUAAUAUGUGGAAAUGACAAAUGAGGUAGUUGAUACAUAGAAUAGUUUUUAUUCAUGCUUUAUUUUGUUUUUUGUUCAAUCCUAGAUGGGUUGUGAGUUAAAGUUUAAUAGAAACACUGAGAUUAAG